GCCGCGCUCCAGGCCUCCGGGAGCCUCCGCUGCGAGUCCCCGGGCGGCCCUCCCUUCCCCCUCUCCCGGCGGCCCGAAGCCGCGCGGGGCCGGGGCCAUGUGUCGCGCGCGGCUCCGCCUCCCGCCGGUCCUCUGAGGCGGCGGCCGGGGGGAACACAGAGACAGCCAGGCGCAUAUCCGGGCUGUACGUUGCCCAUUGCGGGUGCGUCGGACUUCGCUGGGGCCCUUUUUCUCUGGUCUGGACCACCCGGAUGGGGCUCUCCGGGCCCCGCCCCAUCUGGCCUAGCCCCGCCUGCGGGAGUCCUGCAAGCUCUGCAGGCAGGCUAGCGGGCCGACCCCCGCCCCAUGUGUCCUGCUGCACGCCUGCGACGGAUCGGGGGAUGGGCAAGCGCCACCCGGCCCGCUCCGGAAUCAGCACUGGGUCUCAAGGAGGCCGGGUGACACUCCAGAAUGGGAGACAAGCCAAUUUGGGAGCAGAUUGGAUCCAGCUUCAUUCAACAUUACUACCAGUUAUUUGAUAAUGACAGAACCCAACUAGGCGCAAUUUAUAUCGAUGCAUCAUGCCUUACGUGGGAAGGACAGCAAUUCCAAGGGAAAGCUGCCAUUGUGGAGAAGUUGUCUAGCCUUCCAUUCCAGAAAAUCCAGCACAGCAUCACAGCACAGGACCAUCAGCCCACACCAGAUAGCUGCAUCAUCAGCAUGGUUGUGGGCCAACUCAAGGCCGAUGAAGACCCCAUCAUGGGGUUCCACCAGAUGUUCCUAUUAAAGAACAUCAACGAUGCUUGGGUUUGCACCAAUGACAUGUUCAGGCUUGCCCUGCACAACUUUGGCUGACCUAGCCAGGCACUCAUGCUGUUUCCUCCUCCCUCCUCUUCCCAAUACUAUUCACACUUCUCCAGAUGCUCCAAAUAUCAUACACAAACAAGCAGGGCCGCGGUGGGAGUGGGCGCAGUGCGCUGCUGCUACCGAGGUGUUGUGCAUGAUGUUUGGAUACUAGACUAGCUGCAUCUGGCAGGAGAAGUUUGUGUUGUACCAGCGCAUGCCUUGGAAAGACUUAAGUAAUGCAAAAGGUUGUCUUUUUUUUUUUUUUUUUUUAAUCUACUGACAAGUUGCUCUAGUAACCCAAAGAAGUGAAGGAGAAAGCAGCUGCCUCACCGCCCAAAUAUUGAUUUGUUCAGAUGUUUCAAUGCCUCAUGAUACAAUAAAACCACAAAAAUUUUCUUAACAGUUUAAA
Molecule: messenger RNA, 1234 nt
Organism: Manis pentadactyla (Chinese pangolin)
Lineage: Eukaryota; Metazoa; Chordata; Mammalia; Pholidota; Manidae
Gene: NUTF2
Product: nuclear transport factor 2
Exons: 5
Coding region: 451-834 (127 amino acids)
Biological process (GO): protein import into nucleus
Cellular component (GO): nuclear pore central transport channel
Source: RefSeq, a predicted model, not a curated record